Messenger RNA from Chelmon rostratus (copperband butterflyfish), 2823 nucleotides. RefSeq names its product TGF-beta receptor type-2-like. The record is from RefSeq and is a predicted model, not a curated record. The transcript has 10 exons. Gene Ontology annotation, biological process: transforming growth factor beta receptor signaling pathway; heart development; cellular response to growth factor stimulus. Lineage: Eukaryota; Metazoa; Chordata; Actinopteri; Chaetodontiformes; Chaetodontidae. Gene Ontology annotation, molecular function: activin receptor activity; type I transforming growth factor beta receptor binding; SMAD binding. The coding region runs from base 165 to 1919 and encodes 584 amino acids. Gene Ontology annotation, cellular component: signaling receptor complex; plasma membrane.
GUUCAGCAGUGACUCUCCAGCUGCUGAGCGGAGGGGAGCGCACAGCACGGCACAGCACAGCACAACACAGCACAGCAGACACAGACACAGACCUUCCUCCACCGGCCUCUCGUCUGUUUGACCUUUAAUGUGAAGGAGAAACUUCAGGCGGAGGACUCAGAAACAUGGAGGCUCAGCGCUGCUCCUUUUCUUUACGGGGAGCUCUAUCUGUCCUUUUCUUGACGGUGCUGCUGGAGCGCGGGGCUGCCGGUAUGCCCCCUUUUUACCACAUGAAACAGCUUUGUAAGUUCUGUGAUGUGGAGCUUUCCUCCUGUAGUGGUACAGGGACCUGCAUGUCCAACUGCACCAUCACAUCCAUCUGUGUGGACUCCAGCGAGGUCUGUGUCGCUAUCUGGAGGAAGAAUGAGACGGGCUUCUCCAUAGAAACUCUCUGUCACAACCCGUCCAAUCCACUGUACGGCGUUAUGCUGGACGACUACAACAGCUCCACCUGUGUGAUGAAGGAGAAGAACACAACGAGUGGGAUGGCUCACUUCUGUUCCUGCACUGACGAGGAAGAGUGCAACGAUGCACUGUUUUUCUCACCCAUUGUGGAUCCGACUCCGGACGAUCCGUUGGUAUCUGUGAUUCUGGUGAGCCUGCUUCCCCUGCUGGUGAUGGGGAUUGUGGUAGUGGGAAUGUUCUACUGGUACCGAGCCUAUCGGCAACGCAUGCUCAACCAGGAAUGGGAGAGCAGCAUUAAGAAGCGCAAGCCAAAAGCCGGUGGGCUGGACUGCAGCGAUGCGUGCGCCAUCAUGAUGGACGACGAUAGGUCAGACAGCAGCUCGACGCACGCCAACAGCCUGAACCACAACACUGAGCCGCUGCCUAUAGAGCUGGAUCUGCUGGUUGGAAAGGGUCGCUUCGCCCAGGUGUACAAGGCUAAGCUGAAGCAGACCACCUCCGAUCAGUUUGAAACAGUGGCUGUGAAGAUCUUCCCCGAUGAAGAGUACGCCUCCUGGAAGAAUGAGAAGGACAUCUUCUCCAAUACAGAUCUCCGACACGAGAACAUCCUCCACUUCCUGACAGCCGAGGAGAGGAAGGUGGAGAAGCAGUACUGGCUCAUCACUGCCUUCCACUCAAGAGGAAACCUACAGGAGCACCUGACGCGUAAUGUGAUCAGCUGGGAGGAGCUGCAGGUGCUGGGAAGUUCUCUGGCCCGGGGCGUCGCCCACCUCCACAGUGACCGCCUCCCCUGUGGACGCCCUAAGGUGGCCAUAGUCCACCGAGACCUGAAGAGCUCCAACAUCCUGGUGAAGAACGACCUGACAUGCUGCCUGUGUGACUUUGGGCUGGGACUCCGUCUGGACAGCAGCCUGUCUGUGGAUGACCUUGCCAACAGUGGACAGGUGGGCACGGCGCGCUACAUGGCUCCGGAGGUCCUGGAGGCCCGACUGAAUCUGGAGAACAUCGAGUCCUUCAAACAGACCGACAUUUACUCCAUGGCCCUGGUGCUUUGGGAGAUGACGUCGAGAUGUGAAGCUAUUGGAGAGGUGAAGGACUAUGAGCCUGCAUAUGGCUCUAAAGUACGAGAGCACCCCUGUGUGGAGAGUAUGAAGGACAACGUACUGCGAGACAGAGGAAGACCCGAGAUCCUCGACACCUGGCUCCGGCAUCAGGGCGUGGCAGUGAUCUGCGCCACCAUCAUGGAAUGCUGGGACCACGACCCAGAGGCCCGACUCACCGCCCACUGCGUCGCCGAACGCAUCUCCGAGCUGGAGGACGAGAUGGACAAACUGUCCAGCCGCAGCUCCUCAGCAGAGAAGAUCCCCGAGGAGCUGAAGAUCCCCACAGAGGUGGAGAUCCCGGAGGAGAUGGUGAAAAUCACAGAGAUACAGGACAUCAUAGCUGUGGACUGCUCCGUGAGCGACGAGAAGUGAGAGGAAGCUCUGCAUUUUCAAGGACUCAGAGGGAGACUUUUCAACAGCGGCACUUAUUCUGCUUGGAUGGGACUGAGGAGAGAAAUCUCAACACCGAUGUUCAGGAGCUGAGCUCCUGCUUCCCAGGACUUUGAGCCGAGUCACAGUGUCAUAUCUUAUUCUAGCCCAGCAACGAGGAACUCUGGGUGAUGCUUUUGGACUUCACCACUUCUACAAUGUAACAACUUGCCUUAAUCAGCUGAAAAGCAGAAAGCCAAAGUUAACUGGAAGCUUCCAAAGAUGUGCUGAGACAGUAUUUUGUUAAGAGUCAGACAGGCUUCUCUCUCUUUAUGACAUAUAACAGGGCAAUAAGUGUUAAACCAAAGACAUUUGAUGUGCACUUUACCACAUAAUACUUUUGCAUUACAGAUGUUUGUCAUUUUCAUACGUAACAUGUCAGAGUUAAGGGGAGUUUUUGCCUAAAAGUGCCUUUGUGUCCGACUUUGAGCCAGCAGAGAUGUCGCCUUAACACUAAUGAUGCUGUGGACUCCAUCCUCAACAGCAGGAAUCCAGAGGAAUGUGUGUGUGUGUGCGUGCGUGUGUACUUGUGUGUGGACAUUCGUGUGUGUAUCCAUGUUGUUUUUACCCAGCUAUUCUUAAACCUUGUUUGCCAGAUAAACAAGCACAAUGUAUAUAGAGACAAUAACUGUACAUAAGAGACAAAUAAGCCAAAAAGGGAAAGUAAUCCUACUACUUAUCUUUGAAUGCAGAGAUGUAUUUUUAAACCAUUUUGUAUGUUUUCUGUCUGUAUCAACAGGAAACUGAAGAGAGUGCCAAAGAUCUUUUACCCGGCCUUACAUACAUUAUGUGUUAUAUGUAAAAUAUUGUAAAUCUUUUAUGAAUUAAAGAUAUUUCUGUAUACUGA